Messenger RNA from Dinoponera quadriceps, 4687 nucleotides. RefSeq names its product manganese-transporting ATPase 13A1. Gene Ontology annotation, cellular component: endoplasmic reticulum membrane. NCBI's taxonomy places the organism in Eukaryota, Metazoa, Arthropoda, Insecta, Hymenoptera, Formicidae. The record is from RefSeq and is a predicted model, not a curated record. The transcript is spliced from 20 exons. Gene Ontology annotation, molecular function: P-type ion transporter activity; ATP hydrolysis activity; ATP binding. Gene Ontology annotation, biological process: intracellular calcium ion homeostasis. The coding region runs from base 581 to 4084 and encodes 1167 amino acids.
GCGAGAACCGUGCGAGACCGAUUUUCUCGAGAGAUUCGUAAAAAGAGAAGAAAAGAAUAUCGCAUCAAGAUUCACUUCGCAACGCGAAUACCCAGUUUAUUACAACAGUACACGGCAUGUUGAAGUGACGAGCGGUUCGGAGAAUUCGUCAAGUCGGUCGAAAAAAUUGCCGGUAAAGGCUGUAAGAAGAAAUACAUCUGGUACGGGACAAUGAUGAACGAAACGCGGUAUCUCAACGAAAACAGAAUCGUGCCUACGCAAGUGUCACUGUUACUAUCAAUGCCAGUGCGAGUAUCCGGAGUGCUACGACGGGACAGCCGAAGCGGGAUGCUGGAUCGACAAACCAGGACUAAAAAGACGGGAACACUGCCAGCGGGCAUACGCUUCCAGGUGCCGGCGCGUCCGUGUCGCGUCUGAGAACACCCGAGAGAAGCCUGCGAUCGCUCGAGAGAGAGAGAGAGAGAGAGAAUCGACGAGCGUUCAAAGACACCGUCGAUGUGAAUUUAAGACCCGAGGCUGUCGGACGUUAGAACGUUGCUCGCUCGUCGUGACGACUUGUUAACUGUCGUCCAGCGUAAUCAUGGCGGUGACCUCGCCACGGAUAGACGAGCUCGUGCAGUCGGUCAGCCUGCACAAUCCGCGCAGAUGGAUGUUCAACGGCUACAUCAUGCCAUUCCUGAUACUGCAGUCCCUGUGGGUCAACUGCUGGGUCUUCGUCUACGGUGUCGACGAGUACUAUGACGCGGGCCUGGUGGGCAUCGCGGCUAUCGGCGUGCUGCAGGUCCUCCUCUGCCUCUGCUGUCAAUGGUCCGUGCACAUCCAUACGUUCGUCAACUGCAGCUCGGAGAAAGAUCCUUACAAGGCCAGAAUAGUGAAGGUGGUGCCUACACCGAAUAACGGGAGCACCGAGUUGAUCAUGCUGCGUCACAAGGAGCAGCAAGAGCCGUGGUUCAUCUUUCAAAAGACCAAGUACCACUGGGACCCGUCGAAGAAGUCGUUCAUGGGUCUGCAGUUCCCCAUCAAUCAUUCCGUGAAGCAUUAUUGCGAGUGGAAAGGAUAUCUCGAUGAGAAAGAAAUCUCAGCGGCGGAGGAGAAAUACGGCAAAAACAUUUUGGACAUGGUCGUGCCCGAGUUCUGGGAGCUCUUCAAGGAGCGUGCGGUCGCGCCGUUCUUCGUCUUUCAAAUCUUUUGCGUGGCGCUCUGGUGCCUGGACAAGUACUGGUACUACAGCAUCUUCACGCUAAUCAUGCUCAUCAUGUUCGAGUGCACGCUGGUACAACAACAGUUGAGAAAUAUGGCUGAGAUUCGCAAGAUGGGCAAUAAACCAUACAUGAUUAUGGUAUACAGAAAUAGGCGAUGGCGUUUGUUAUUUUCAGACCAGCUGGUGCCCGGAGAUAUCGUCUCCAUCACGAGACCUCGGCAGGAUAAUCUGGUGCCAUGUGACAUGCUGCUGUUGCGAGGUCCCUGCGUAGUCGACGAGAGUAUGCUGACAGGUGAAUCCGUGCCGCAAAUGAAGGAGCCCAUAGAGGACAUAGACGGAAAUCGAAAUCUGGACAUCGAGGGCGACGACAAAUUGCACGUGCUCUUUGGCGGUACGAGAGUCGUGCAACACACGCCUCCCAGUAAAAACACUCCCGGUCUCCGAGCGGCCGACAACGGAUGCGUCGCUUAUGUACUGCGUACCGGCUUCUCCACGUCGCAGGGCAAACUCUUACGGACGAUACUGUUCGGCGUUAAACGCGUCACGGCUAACAAUCUCGAGACUUUCGGCUUCAUCCUGUUCCUGCUGAUCUUCGCGAUCGCCGCUGCCUCGUACGUCUGGAUAAAAGGCAGCGAGGAUCCCACGAGGAACAAGUACAAACUGUUCUUAGAGUGCACGCUGAUCCUGACUUCCGUAGUGCCGCCGGAACUACCCAUAGAAUUGUCGCUGGCUGUCAAUACGUCUCUGGUAGCGCUAUCCAAGUUAGGUGUGUUCUGCACGGAACCGUUUCGGAUCCCGUUUGCCGGCAAGGUCGACAUUUGCUGCUUCGACAAGACCGGUACACUUACCAGCGAUAACCUGGUGGUCGAGGGUGUCGCGGGAAUUGAUGGGAACUCGAACGUGAUCCAACUCUCUGAAGCGCCUCUGGAGAGCGUUCAAGUGCUCGCCACGUGUCACUCCUUGGUACAGUUAGACGAUUCUAUCGUCGGCGACCCGCUGGAAAAGGCUACUCUCAAGGCUAUCAAUUGGAGUCUCACGAAAAAUGACUCGGUGAUUCCUAAGAAAAGCAAGUCUCCGGUAUUGAAGAUUAUACAGAGACACCAUUUCUCGCCAGCUUUGAAGAGAAUGAGCGUCGUGGUCGGCUAUAACUUGCCCGGAGCUUCGGAGACGCAUUAUAUGACUACAGUGAAAGGCGCGCCGGAAACUCUGAAAAAUAUGUUAUCCACUAUACCGGAAAAUUACGAGUCAACAUACUUGUCUCUCUCACGACGUGGCGCGAGGGUGCUCGCUCUGGGAUACCGGAAGCUCCCUGGCACUUUAUCCUCCCAAGACCUGAGGGAAUUGACUCGUGAGAGGUUGGAAAGUAAUCUCACGUUUGCCGGUUUCGUUAUUAUCAGUUGCCCUCUUAAGCCCGACUCGAAAGCCGUCAUUAAGGAGAUCGUCAAUUCUUCGCAUUCGGUGGUAAUGAUCACCGGUGACAAUCCGCUGACGGCUUGUCACGUGAGUCGCGAGCUACACUUUACGAAGAAACCCAACACGCUCAUCUUGACCGAGAAUGACAACGAAUGGUAUUGGGAAAGCAUAGACAAGAUGAUGCAGCUUUCUUUGAAUGCGAGCAACAUUGAGCCACGCAAGCAGAUCUGGCACGAUUACGCGCUCUGCGUGACGGGUGAGGGUUUAGCGUAUCUGAAAGAGUAUGAACACGAUCUCUUGUGGAAGUUACUGCCGCACAUCGUGAUAUUCGCGCGAUGCGCACCAAAGCAGAAGGAAUUCAUCAUCGUAACGCUGCGAUCCCUCGGUUACACGACGUUGAUGUGCGGAGACGGAACGAACGACGUAGGUGCCUUGAAGCACGCACAAGUGGGGGUCGCAAUUCUUUCUAGUCCACCCAAAAAAAUGCUUCCCGACAAGCGGGACGACUCGCGGAACGACAUGUCGCCUAUAAACAACGGACCAAGAGCGAGCUCGAAAACACCGAUGAUGAACACCCGCACGAAACUGCAGAAGAUUCUGAAGGACGUCGAGAACGAGUCGCAAGAGUUGCCCACGACCGUGAAACUCGGCGACGCCUCGAUCGCGGCGCCCUUCACUAGCAAGAUGUCCUCCAUCCAAUGCAUAUGCCACGUAAUCAAGCAAGGACGCUGCACGUUAGUCACCACCCUGCAGAUGUUCAAGAUUCUGGCUUUAAACGCGUUGAUACUCGCCUACAGUCAGUCGGUGCUGUAUCUGGACGGGAUCAAGUUCAGCGAUAUGCAGGCGACUCUGCAGGGUGUCCUCUUGGCGGCGUGUUUCCUCUUCAUCUCGCGCUCCAAACCCUUGAAGACUCUGUCGCAGCAGAGACCGCUGCCGAAUAUUUUCAAUCUCUACACCAUCGCGACCGUGUUGCUGCAAUUCACCGUACACUUCGUCUGCCUCGUCUAUCUGGUGAAGGAGGCUACUGCCUUGUCUCCAAAGGACCACAAAUUAGCGGCCAUGUUGCAUAGUAACUCCAGCGAGAAGUUGGACUCAAUAACGGCGGCAGCUAACGAUGACACCAGCGACGAGGAACCUUUUGAGGCGAAUAUAAUCAACAGUACCGUGUACAUAAUCGCGAUGUCCCUUCAAGUCUCUACCUUCGCCAUCAAUUAUCGAGGUCUGCCGUUUAUGGAGAGCCUGCGACAGAACAAGGCUUUGAUGGUGAGUCUGUUGGGCAACUCCGUCGUUAUUCUAUUGCUGGCCUGUGGAUUUCUGCCCAACCUGGCGGUGCAAUUCGAGAUCGUGGACUUUCCAAGCCAGUUCCGUGUGAUACUGGUGCAAGUGUUAGUCGCGGAUUUUGCCUUCGCUUACAUUGCCGACAGAGUCUGCCUGUGGCUCUUUGGCGAGGGAAGACAACACAAGCUGUGAUGAAAUUAUCUUUAAUCGAUGACAGACUGUAUCAAAGAUUUUUCUAUGUAACUUUUGUUACUAAUCUUGUUCCACGUUAAGGGCUGACAGUUUUUAUAUUUAAGAACCGAUGAUGUUCCUGCGGAUACACGUACACUCAUUCGCACACGCUAAACACACACACACACACACACACACAAAAUAAACACAUACAAAUAUAUAUAUAUACACGUACAUAUAUAUACUCACACACACAUACACACACACAACUCAUCGUCUGCAAUCGCAUUUUAUAUUUUACAUCACAUAAGAAUGUUCUUUGUUUUUUGUGUACGAGAGUAAGAGAAAAUGCGAUGCGGAAAAAUAUGAAUAUAUGCACGGCGGUUCCAGGGAUCCGUCACCGCCUAAAGAAUUGAAAUUGCUCACUCUUCAACAUUGUCAACCUCUUCUCCGUGGAACAAGAAGCGCAGCGCUCCGAACGGUUGCUAUUUAUUGUCGAUGUUGACACUGUGUACGAUAAUAAUUGUCAAAUCAGUAUUUGCCUUGGCAUAUUAGCGUAUAUUUAUCGAACACGACGUGGGAAAUAUAUAAUUCUCGGUCGCGCGAGAGCCCAACCUGGACGAA